AUGUCCAUUCUCUCAGAUAGGGAAGAAGCUCUUCUCGCGAAGGCAAGGUCGAUCGGGGCCGAAUUCGUGUAUGAACCUGAAUAUGUUGCUAAAGGUGUUAGAGAAUAUUUGAAUCUUAUGGAGCAGGGCUUGAAGCAGCCCAAACAGGCAAUGACCAUGAUCCCAACCUACGUUACUGCAGUUCCGAAUGGCACCGAAAAGGGAGUUUACCUUGCUGUCGAUCUCGGCGGUACUAAUUUCCGUGUCUGUUCUAUCCACCUGCAUGGGGAUAGUAAGUUUACUCUCACGCAGGCGAAGACACCAAUACCAAAGGAACUCAUGACCGGGACCUCGAAGGGACUUUUCUCCUUUUUGGCCAAGCAGAUCGAAGACUUCGUUAAAAAGCACCAUUCUGAUCACUUUGAACCAGAAACUUCGUAUUCCCAACUCAAGCUCGGGUUUACAUUUUCCUUCCCAGUUGAACAGGUUGCACUUAACAAAGGCUAUUUGAUCCGGUGGACCAAGGGUUUUGACAUCCAGGAUGCUAUCGGAAAAGACGUCUGUGAACUUCUUCAGACGGAGAUCGAUGCCUUAGGUUUACCGGUCCGUGUGGUGGCCUUAGUGAACGACACCGUGGGAACACUGAUGGCACGAUCUUAUACCUCACCCGGAAAGGCAGGGACUCUUCUCGGCGCGAUAUUUGGGACGGGAACAAAUGGCGCAUACGUUGAAAAGCUUCCGAGAAUACCCAAAUUAUUCAAUAAAACCGAGAACUACGGUGAAUACGACAGUUCAUCAGGCGUCAUGGUGAUUAAUACGGAAUGGGGUGCCUUCGAUAACGCGAUGAAGGUCCUGCCUGACACUCCCUACGAUCGAGCUCUAGACAAGAAUUCGGUGAAUCCUGGAAUGCAAAUGUUUGAAAAGAGAGUAUCCGGCAUGUUUCUAGGAGAAAUCCUCCGAAACGCCAUUGUUGCCUUGAUGGACGAUGGGCUUUUUAAUAUGGGCCACGGCACCAGCAUCGACGAAAACGGACCACUAUUCACCCCUUGGAGUAUAGAUACUAGUGCGCUGAGCACCAUACAAGCAGAUUAUACAAGCUCGUAUAGCUUGACAAAGCAACUUCUAGAGAGGGACAUGGGAGUUUCAGCGGCAUCCACUGGUGAUGCAAUGGCUGUUAAAGCAUUGGUAUACGGAAUUGGAAAACGUUCUGCACGGCUGUCUGCUAUCCCGAUCGCCGCCACGGCGAUUGCGACUGGAGCCUACGAGAAUUACAAGCAGGCCAAGGCUGAAGCCAAAGAAGGGGAGGAAGUUGAAAAGAUUGAUAUUGGUGUGGAUGGAAGCGUUGUUGAGUACUACCCAGGGUUUGAGCGAUAUUUAAGGGAGGCCCUGCGCGACAUACAGCCUCUAGUUGCUGGAGCAGCGGGUCUUGAAGAAGCUAUCAGAAUUGGGAUUGCAAAGGACGGCAGCGGGGUGGGUGCAGCACUGAUAGCAUUAGUUGCAUAA
This is a messenger RNA of Orbilia oligospora ATCC 24927, 1482 nucleotides long. RefSeq lists its product as uncharacterized. The record is from RefSeq and is a predicted model, not a curated record. Gene Ontology annotation, molecular function: fructokinase activity; D-glucose binding; mannokinase activity. Gene Ontology annotation, cellular component: mitochondrion; cytosol. Gene Ontology annotation, biological process: glycolytic process; intracellular glucose homeostasis; glucose 6-phosphate metabolic process. NCBI's taxonomy places the organism in Eukaryota, Fungi, Ascomycota, Orbiliomycetes, Orbiliales, Orbiliaceae. The transcript is spliced from 3 exons. Bases 1 to 1482 code for a protein of 493 amino acids.